Messenger RNA from Cydia pomonella (codling moth), 4765 nucleotides. RefSeq lists its product as uncharacterized. The record is from RefSeq and is a predicted model, not a curated record. Lineage: Eukaryota; Metazoa; Arthropoda; Insecta; Lepidoptera; Tortricidae. The transcript has 10 exons. The coding region runs from base 979 to 3213 and encodes 744 amino acids.
UAAAUUGUAUUUUUUAUUUAAUGCAUGUUAGUUAUAAGUUGUAAUGUUUUGAAAAGAUGUGUCCCGACGAGUUUCUUGCCGGUCCCAUAUUGGGAUACCCUCCCACAAUUUAGGAGUGAUUAAAUCUUCUCGGGUCUGAGGUGUAGGGUUAGAGCCGGUGUAGCUUUAUUUUAUGUUCUUAAGCGUGUAAUACGCCUACUUGGAAAGUAAACUAUCUUUAUCUUUAUUAGUUUUUAGCCUUGUUUUGGACAAUAACAAAGGAAAAAUAAUUAUUGAAACCAAAAUUUCGAAAUCGCCAAUUACCAUGGUAAUUAACCAGUGUUACCCAAAUACCGCGGAUGGCGGUUCCUAUUUAAGAGGGUGGAUAACCUAUCGCAUUAUUAGUUCCGUAAUUAUGAUAUUUAUUAUUUAUCUGACAAUAAUCGAUAAAAAAUAGUAGGUAUUUAUAUUCAAUCUGCCUUAUAUGACUUCAUUAAUGAAUUUAAAAUAAAAAUAGUAGGUUCCAUUAACGCUAAACUAAACAUCGUGGGUUACCCUUUACGAGCAAGUGUGAUGCUGAUGAAAUUCGUGUUUAAUUUAUUACAGUAGAUAGGCAAGUAAAUACUUAAUUAUUUGAUUCGGACGUGGAGGGCAAGUUGCGCCUAAAAGUUAAAGCUAUUGCAAUUAUAUAUUCUACAUAAUAUAUGAUACAAGAUCUGUGUAAGUCAAUGUUAACGUUGUAUGUUUGUGUAAGUAUCUAUGUUGUUAUUAAAAUAAGACAAAAUAUAUUUUAUUUAAAGACUUUUAAAUUUAAUUUAAUUUAAAGGUCCCUUUCGUCAUAGCAAAAAAUGUUCUUAAACGCAAAUGGUCGCGAUGGUCACGAGUUCGAAUCCCAGUAAUAUAUUUUUCUAUAUACGUAUGUAUAUCGUCGCCUAGUACCCAUAGUACAAGAUUGAUCUGUGUAAGAUUACCCCCAAAUAUGUAUUUAUUGAUUUAUAGAUGUGGUGGGUUAUAAUAGGCAUCGUGUUAUGCACGCUCGGGCGCAUGGGAGUCCAGGCGCGUUGCCCCGCGUCUGCACUCGCGUCCUUUCCCCUCGUGUUGGAGUACGCGGUGUGGAGGGGCUGGCAUCAGGCCAUCAUCUACACGCCAGACCUAGAGCACGAUUGCCAGUGGGCUACAGUGCGUCUAAUGAAAUGUUUGAGCGUGAACGGAAUCGCAGCGGCGGCCGAUGUGAUCGACCGCGUUCACGUACAAAUCGGUGUCGGGAUUGUCAUCCUGGCACCGCGGUUGCAGCGAAAUGCCAGCGUGGCACUGGCUAAACUUAUUACACAGCUCCACUCAAUGGACAUGAACACGGCGUCCUUCGACUGGUUUGUAGUCAGUAGGUCCAUCGAGGACAUACACCACAUCAACGGAAUAAUGAAUGCGACUUCUAUACGUUUCGACCAAAAUAUUGUAGCUUCCUUUCCAAAUGCCAAUUAUAGGCCUAGAUUACGCUUGCUACAAAUUUGUGAUGGCAAUUUCCUAUACAAAUCGGCAACUAAACCUACUAAUCGGAGACGUAACUUUUUACCGAGAAAGCAAUAUUACUACAACAAUUGCCGACACGCACAUCGCUAUGAUCAAAACUGCAACAAGACGGAGUAUGAGAGAAAUUAUUAUCGAACAUCUGAAAGGUUUAGAAAUUUAACCCGAAACCAAACUUACAAGAAACAGGGGGGCAUUUACCCGCUGUUCCAAUCAGGAGUUUUAAAUUACAAUUUCUCUCGGACAUUUGAUAUGGUGAACAUAAGUAAAUUCUUUGUCACUAGAGAAUUUAACAAGUGGGUCAGAGCGAACAAUGUUAAUCGAGGGAUUGAAGGAAUACACUUGAUCCAGUACUUCAAAGUGCGGACCAAUUCAACUCUGUACGCUUUCUUUUUAGGCGACUGGGACCCAGACCACUCGAUGUCCCGUGUGGAGUCUCCAUACCCCGUGGAGGCGCGGAACUUUCAAGGCGAGGAACUAGUCGUUGGUCGGUGCAACUCGAGCGGCGAUGGUGCGGCGGCCGGCGAUGACGACGGACCCUCGGCGCCAGCAUUACUUGAUGAUGUUCUGCAUUUCCUUACGUACAGGAUAAAUGCUUCGUGUUCGACGAGAUAUUACAGCAAGCUAGGGUUCCGAAGCUACGAAGGCGCGUGGACGGGUCUCCUCGGCGCGCUGACCGAACGCUCGGUAGACAUCGCUCUAGAACCGGUCACGGUCCACGCGCCACGCUACCAAGACAUGGACUUCAUCUUCCCUAUUGCCGAAACCAUGUGCAACAUUUACAUCCGGCAUCAGGAAACAUCAACGGUGCGAGACAUCUUCUUGGCACCGUUCAGUGCGCGCCUCCUAGCCUGUGUGCUGGCAGUGGCGGUGGCGGCUUCCAUCGUCGUCGUACUUAUUAGCAGAGCUACCUCCAACCCGAACGACUCUAGGCCCAUGGAGUAUACUGAGGCCUUUGUGUGGACUACGGGGAUUCUUUGUCAACAAGGCGGCUCAUGGACUCCGCCAGCGCCGGCUGCCAGCGUGCUCCUCAUCGUGUGUCUCCUCUUCGCCGUGGUGACGUACAACGCGUACGCGGCGUUCAUCACGUCCGUGCUGUCCGUGCGCGUCGCUAGCGUCGACACCGUGGCCGCCGUCUUACACUCGCCUAACUUCAAAAUCGGAUAUAUAAAGAAUGGAGCGGACCAGGCGUAUCUCAUGUCGACAAAAGACUCCCAAUUGAAUGCGUUUUACAUCCGGGGGUAUUCGGAUGCAGAGAAUCUGGUGUCUUCGGCUGAGGAGGGACUCGCGCGCGCCGCUAGGCUGGACUACGCUUUCUUCGCUGGGCAGCGCGCCGCGCGAUCCACACUCAAGUCGUUGAGCCAGGCGCGAGGGCGCUGCGCUCUGCGUGAGCUAGCGGUACCAUCCACGCGAGCACACCUCGCGUUCCCGCUGCCUCUUCGCUCGCCCUACGCGCGCCCUACGCUCGUCAGUUUGCUGUUGUUGCGGAGCGGUGGAGCGAUGGCGCGGUUGCAGGCGGCGCUGGUGCCGGGCAUGCCGCGCUGCGCUCCGCCACCCGGCUUCGCCUCCGCGCGCGCCACCGACGUGCGUUCUGCGCUCAUCCUCCUCGUUAUUGGGCUCGUCACUGCCCUUUUAUUAGGCAAGUUCAGUAGACGCUUAAGUAGACCGUGUGGCGCGGCGCCCAUGUUUACACAUAUAGGUACUUAACGUACGCUGCUCAAAUCUAUUGGAAGCUUGACGCCACACUGCACGCUCCGCGAAACGCGCUGAUGAACGCUCUCUACUGGAGCCGAACACAAACGCGCUAAUUAAAAAUAAAAUAUAUUAGUAAAUAUUAUGAGACAAUCUUACACAAAUCGACUAUGCCCUACUGUGUGUACUGUAUAAGGCUUGUGUUUUGGGUACUGGACGUUGAUAGAGUCUGAGGGCGUACCGCGAACCACGUUCGACGUGUUGCCUCUCUGUCGCUCUUGUAAAUUCGUACGUAAGUGUGACAGGGAGGCAACACGUCGAACGUGGUUCGCGGUAGGCCUUCUGUGCGGAAAGAGAAGAGUCGUAGAAUGUAUGAGGUUCAAUACAUUCCACGACUCUUCUCUUUCCGCACAGACCUUAUACAUAGUUCAAUGAUAUUUUAAACGUCAAACUUCUAUGAAAUUAUGUUGCGUAAAUAACACUUGCACGUCUGUGCUAUAUAUAACAAUCGCUGUCUUAACUACCAGAGCAUAAUUAUUUUUUCGGGCGGUAAUGUGUUUCGUAUAUCAUGGUCACUUUUUUUAUCACGUCGGUUGCACACAAGCAUACGAUCCGCCUGAUGGUAAGCAGUCACCGUAGCCUAAAACCUGUACACUUUCUUUUAAGAACCCCAUACUGUAGCCCCUCAGGAAAACCUCGGCAGGGAGCUCACUCCACGGCCGAAGCGUCCGCGGGAGGAAAUUUCUCUUAAACCGCACAGUAAGCGACCAUUUAGGUUCUAGGGUGUGGGAAUGAGCACCCUGCCGACGGCGAGCGGUGCGGUGAUAGAAAGCGGCCGUUGGCAUGAUGUCAAAAAAUUCUUCAGAGCAUAGCCUAUUGUACCUACUCCUCUAAAGUCUCUCCUUAGACUUAAAGGUUCAAUACCGCUUGUGAGUUUUGAGUGAUUCGAUUCGUGACGAUGCGACGUUUUGAGUUAAAACAAAGUAGUGAUACAUUGCAUUGCUUGCUGAAUUAUUUGCCAUGGAAUUAAAUUCGUCAAUUCUUUUGUAAAACCUAUGAAGGUGAGUUCAUACAGCGUAAACUAACUACCCUUUGAUUAUGUGGUCAUAUCAGAAAUAAAUGUCGUCCUUUCAGACUUAAUGUAUUACACUCCUAUUUUGAAUGCUGGUAUGGUAUUAUUUUUUUAUAAUUGCUAAUUUUUUUCCAAAAUUCCGUUUCAGGUAUGGGUGAAUACUUUUGGAAAAAUCGCAAACAGUUCCAAAAGCUUACCGCCCGCAGCUUCGGACAAAUACUAAAUCGGAUCAGAAUUGGUUAGAUUGGUGGUUUCGAAAAUAUAUCUAUUGUAUGCGGUUGGUUUAAGUUAAUAAUUGAUGUCAAUGAUAGGUACAUUAAUUGCCUAGAUGGAAUAGCCUGUGUGUGUAACGUCAUGCAUGUGUAGGUACUGCACACAUCCCUAUUAUGCAAUUGACCAUUAACCAUUAAAAAUUAAACCGUAAGCUGUAACCGUUUGUUACGUGUCCCCAGAUCGGGUAAGAGUUGUAGUUAUAAUAAAUUUAGUUGCUUGUAA